This is a messenger RNA of Alnus glutinosa, 2459 nucleotides long. Its product is annotated as probable LRR receptor-like serine/threonine-protein kinase At5g10290. NCBI's taxonomy places the organism in Eukaryota, Viridiplantae, Streptophyta, Magnoliopsida, Fagales, Betulaceae. Gene Ontology annotation, molecular function: ATP binding; protein binding; protein kinase activity. The transcript is spliced from 12 exons. The coding region runs from base 349 to 2181 and encodes 610 amino acids. Gene Ontology annotation, biological process: protein phosphorylation. The record is from RefSeq and is a predicted model, not a curated record.
CACACAGCAGCUGGCUACACGCGCGAGAAAAUCGCGAGCCAAUAUUCAUGCGGUAGAUAAUUCAUAAUUGCUGGACCCUCCAGUGACCACACACCAUUGUAGACCAAGCAAUCAUAGCCACCUUCUUCUUCAAAGCUGUAUCCAUUAUUCUGAAUCGCAAAACCAGAGACAAAUCCUAUUCACAAAGCAAAGAAAGGAAGCCAGAAAGCAAAAAGGCAAGAAGCUUCUCUUUCAGAUUUGCUGUAACAGCAAAAGCACUUCUCUUUGGGCAAGUCAGCGAGCUAAGCGAUGGCCCUGAUUCGUCUUCUUUGAUCAUUAGGCAUCUCAUUGCAUUAGUAACCAGAAUUGAUGUCAUUGAAGAUGGAACUGAUUUUCAUUGUUUUGAUAUUGGCUUGUUUGCUGUCUCUUGCAUUGCCUGAUCCUCAAGGUGAUGCCUUGUUUGCAUUAAAGACUUCAUUGAAUGCUUCACCUGUUCAGCUCACAGAUUGGAACCAAAAUCAAGUUAACCCUUGCACUUGGUCCAAUGUUCAGUGUGACCCUAAUAACAAUGUUACUCGUGUAACAUUGUCAUCAAUGGGAUUUACUGGAACCUUGUCCCCAAAAAUAGGAAUUUUAAAAACUCUUCUGGCUCUUACAUUGCCAGGAAAUGGCAUAACUGGUGAGAUUCCAGAAGAGUUUGGAAAUCUAACGAGUUUGACCAAUUUGGAUUUGUCAAAUAAUAGUUUAACUGGUGAUAUACCAUCUUCUCUUGGUAAACUUAAAAAGCUUCAGUUCUUGACUUUGAGUCAAAACAAUCUCACUGGGACCCUUCCUACGUCACUUUCAAGUAUUCCAAGCUUGAUCAGUCUUCUGCUAAAUUCGAACAAUCUCAGUGGUCAGGUUCCUGUGCAUUUAUUCCAAGUUCCAAAAUACAACUUUACAGGAAACAGAUUGAACUGUGGCAACACUUUGCCUCAACAUUGUGAAUCUAAAAAUCAAGAUUCAGGUGCUUCGAGUAAGCCAAAGAUUGGAGUUAUUCUUGGAGUUAUUGGAGGGUGUAUUGUUAUUCUUCUUCUUGGUGCCUUGUUGUUUAUUAUGUAUAAGCAUAGACACAAAGGCGACAAGCGUGAAGUUUAUGUAGAUGUUGCAGGUGAAGUUGACCGAAGAAUUGCAUUUGGUCAACUGAAAAGAUUUUCAUGGAGGGAAUUACAGCUAGCUACAGAAAACUUCAGCGAGAAAAAUGUUUUAGGACAGGGAGGUUUUGGAAAAGUUUAUAAAGGGGUUCUUACUGAUGGCACAAAAGUUGCUGUGAAACGGUUAACUGACUAUGAGAGUCCUGGGGGAGAUGCAGCUUUCCAGCGUGAAGUUGAGAUGAUAAGUGUAGCUGUUCACCGGAAUCUUUUACGGCUGAUUGGGUUUUGCACAACUCCUACAGAACGCCUUUUAGUCUAUCCCUUCAUGCAGAACUUAAGUGUUGCCUAUCGUCUACGAGAACUUAAACCUGGGGAAUCUGUUUUAAUUUGGCCUACAAGAAAACGAAUUGCUUUAGGCACAGCUCGUGGCCUAGAGUACCUUCAUGAACAUUGCAAUCCUAAAAUUAUUCAUCGGGAUGUUAAGGCUGCAAAUGUGUUACUCGAUGAAGAUUUUGAAGCAGUUGUUGGUGAUUUUGGCCUGGCAAAAUUGGUUGAUGUGAGAAAGACUAACGUGACAACUCAAGUUCGUGGGACAAUGGGCCACAUAGCACCUGAAUACUUGUCCACUGGGAAGUCAUCAGAAAGGACUGAUGUUUUUGGUUAUGGAAUAAUGCUUUUAGAACUUGUGACCGGUCAAAGGGCAAUUGACUUUUCGCGCUUGGAAGAAGAAGAUGAUGUUUUACUGCUUGACCAUGUCAAGAAGCUAGAAAGGGAGAAGAGACUGGACGCUAUUGUAGAUCUUAAUCUAAAUAAAAAUUACAACAUGCAAGAGGUGGAAAUGAUGAUCCAAGUUGCAUUACUUUGUACCCAAUCAUCACCGGAGGACCGUCCGGCAAUGUCAGAGGUGGUACGGAUGCUCGAAGGAGAGGGACUGGCUGAGAGGUGGGAAGAAUGGCAGCAUGUUGAGGUUAGUCGCAGGCAAGAGUAUGAGAGACUGCAGAGAAGAUUUGACUGGGGAGAAGAUUCGGUGUAUAACCAAGAUGCCAUUGAAUUGUCUGGUGGAAGAUGAGGUAAUGUAUAAGUCUGGGUCCAUUCCCCCUUGGAUUAUAGGCAUGUAUCCAUUUUGGUAGGGUAGCUUAAUGAAUUUUUUUUUUAUGCUUACUUUUAUACCCAAUUGAAAGAAUCAUGGCCUUCAAAUUUGAUCUUUGAUGCUUUGUUGGUUCCUGCCUUUUCCCUUUGUUAUAUAUAUAUAUAUAUAUAUAUAUUUUGUAUUUUCUUGUGUUCAUUUGGGUCUUUGAUCAAACUCAUCAAGACCAUGCAUUUUAUAAGAUGAUACUUUUCUCAUUA